Messenger RNA from Anopheles stephensi (Asian malaria mosquito), 4675 nucleotides. RefSeq names its product cell wall protein IFF6-like. Lineage: Eukaryota; Metazoa; Arthropoda; Insecta; Diptera; Culicidae. The coding region runs from base 610 to 3309 and encodes 899 amino acids. The transcript is spliced from 6 exons. The record is from RefSeq and is a predicted model, not a curated record.
ACCGCAGCAAACCAGACGAGGGCCCGUCUGUUCGUGAUUUGCUCAACGCACAACAUUCAAACAACAACAUCUGACUUGCGAGGAAUCACACGAAUGCACCGUGCGUGCGUGAUUGCAGCGAAGCCGGUAAGCGAAAGUGCAGCGCAAAACAAUGCUCGAGAAGAACAGCGAGUGGUGCUUUUUUCGGUAGUUGUGUGCAGAAAGAGGGUUCGUUCGUUUAGUUAUCCCAGACAGUGAUGUGACGUUGUGUGUAGUAAUAACUGGCCAAUUGUUACAUUAGUGGCAAACAGUGCGUGAGUGCGUGUAUUUCUUGUGAUUGUGUCCGCGAUAGUGUGGCGUUUUUUUUCCGUGGUGUUGUCAAGAUGCGUCGCAAAGUGCUGUUCCGCGCGGUGUGUGAAUGAAUUUAGUUAUGUCGUAGAGCGAUUUUUCGCUCCCCUAUUGCAUUGAAAAACGGAAGUACCGGAAAACCUUCCCUAGUGAAAAUAACCCCCCGGAAAAAAGGGCAACAAAAAAGAGGAGUGUGUGUGUUGUGUGUGUGUGAGAGGAGAUAGGUGUGUUCUCGAUAGGUUACCCUGUUCGGGCUUCUGUACAACAACGCAGCGCACCAACAUGUCGAAAACAAUCGAAACCCAUCUGCAGAGCAACGAGGUGCGAAUACCGAAAAAAUCGUCCGAAUUCGAUGUGACCACGUCAGCCGGUGGUGGUGGUGGUGGACCGCCGUGCCAGUACUUCAAGAGUUCGUUCGCCCGCUCGCUAUCAUUCAGCCAAGGGCCGGGUGGUCCAACGGGCGGUGGUGGUGGAGUGCGCGGACCUUACGGGGGUGCAGAACAGCACUUUACACGUUCGCUGGAUUUUGAUGUAAAUUACGAUCCGAUCGGUGGCGUUGAUCGAAACGAUGAUGGUGGCGGUCCCCACCAAACGAUGAUGAUGAUGAUGAUGGGCACGACACCAUCCUCCGCCUCACCCGUGUACGAGGAGGAGGGCGAAGGGAUGGUGUCACGCGGCGAAAGUGAUCCCGAUCCGGAAGCGGCGUCACUGGGCGGUAUGAAUGGAAUCGAGACCAGCAACGGUGGCAUUGUUAAAACGCUCUGGAACUACGCCAAGGGACAGGACAUCAAAUCAGCAAACAGUAGCCCCGCAAAGCGAGCCAUCUCGCUCAAAUCGAACGGUACACUCGGUCCACGAAAAUCCAUCGAAGCCAACGAAAUAGAAGUUUUACGUCUUCGCAAGGAAUGUCAGAAUCUGAUUGAGGAAAAUCGGCGGCUUGUUAGCAUAGCCAGCGGUGGAGGAAACGGCUAUGCGAUCAACGGCAUACUCAACGGUGGUGGAUCCGGCAGCCUGUCAACGCUGGGCAUGGGAGUCCCGAACGGUGGAAGCUACAGUAGUGUUGAAUCUGUGAUCCUGCAAACUCAAGUCGAAACGCUACAAUGGCAAUUGAAGCAGGUCGACUCCAGCCGACACAUGUACCGGGCCGUGAUGGAGGAAGUAGUACGGUUUCUGGAUCGCUGCUAUCGCUCCCUGGAUGCGCUACAGAGCGGCCAGAUCGGACGAUCGAAGAGUGUGUUACAGGUGUCGAAAGCUAGUGGUGGCGGCGCUCAACACCAUCAUCAGCACCAUCAGCAACAGCAGCAUCACCAGCACGACUCCGACAGUAGCAGUGCGAGUAGUCCGCGGGCACGCAGCAGCACCAAUCUGGUAGAUGUGCAGCAGAAGCCCUACACCACCAAAGCGGGAGGAGCGACAGGCCAUAAUGGGCGGCUAGAUCAUCAGCAUCAGCACCAACCGUCAUCGCUGACAUUGAUCAACGGUGCAUCGUCGGCAGCGAGUCAGCAUGCCGCACCGUCAACUCUUCACGAGGACGAUUGUGUCGUUCCGCCAUCACCUGCCAGCUCCUACAGCACCUUUAGAGAUUUUACCUGGCGACGCUCACCGAAACGAACCCAGACUCUGCCAAUUUCCAGCAACGAAGUUGACCCGGAGAAGCUGGCCCAGGAGGCGUUCCGUUUGCUGCGGACGGUGCAAAACUUGCUCAAUACCCAGGAGCCGACGCUGGCCCAAUCGACGAACGCACUGGACAGCCUGAUCUCGGCAUCAACGGCGGCAUCCAGCUGCGGCAGUAGCACCACGCUCACCGGUGUCGGUCUGUCCGCUUCCGGCGCGAUGCUCGGCAGCACCCCAACGCUUACCGGAACUGGCGGCGGUAUAGGUGAUGGUGGCGGCGGAGGAGGUGGCAGAAGUGUAGGAGUAUCGAAUGGACACGGGGGAGGAGUGGGAGGAGGAGGAGUAGGAGGAUUGGGAGGUGGAGGUAACCAUCCGCUAGUAAACACCCGUAGUACGGUAGGCUUCAAUCGGAAGCUGAACAUGCGUGGCAGUCGACUAUCGGUACGGAGCAGUACAGCCGACUCGGUACACUCGACGUCGUCCUCCACGAAGACAGAAACCGACGAGGAUAAUACGGAUCGUCCUUCACCGCCGCUGCUACUGUCACACCACCACCAUCUGCUGCACCAUCAAUCGAACGGUGGCGUAAACGGGGUGAAUGGAGGUGGGGGAAGCGGUGUUGGUGGUGGCGGUAGCAGUAGCAGCAGUUGCAGCAGCAGUACCUCCGGCAACGGUAGUAUCAAUGGGAAUGGGAACCAUCACCACCACCAUCAUCACCAUCACCACAAUCCGGCCCAUCGGUACAGUGCCAACAUCGAGCGGAUUAAGGAGAUGAUGAUAUCCAGCUCGGCAGAGGACGAGAGUGGCUUUAGCUCGAUGAACUCGUUCCAGGAGAUCGGGCUGCCACUGAUCAACUCGACGAUGCUGUCCUCGGUGGGAAGUAACCACGGCGUUAGCAACGGAUCGCUUGGCGAAGGAUCCACAUCCUCGAACGAGGGUGGGCAUAGCAGCAGCAACGGAGGAAGCAGCGGAGGCGUCAACAGUGCGUUCGGUGCGUCGGAAGAUUCGUCCGAGUUGCGUGAGAAUACCGUCAUCCCAACGGCGCAGGCCAGGAAUGGAGGAGCCGCAAAUGCUAACGGCAGUGCCAACAAGCUAGGCAUUCCGUCCUCUCCUUCCAUCAAAUCGUCCAAUCCAUCGAAUGGAAGUAAUUCUUCUGCCACAGCGGUUGGCGGUACCGCUGCCGCCACCUCGUCCGGUACGUGUACUUCCAGCACGGGAUCGCCGCUGCGUGCCACACAAACGGCCAGCUACGAGCAUCAUACGCAUUUUAUCAACCAUCGUCGCUGGGACUCGGCGCCGGUUGUGCCGCCCAAGCUGAAGAUUCACGCCAGCGAAACCGAUACCGUGUCGCGGGUGCUCUGGGUGUAGCAGAGAUAGAAGCGACCGGUAGGUGGUGGUGCAGUCACCGAACGUCGUCGCCCCGUAGGUUUCCUCGCAUUUCUUUCCCACUGCAUUUGUGCACUGUGAGUUCGGAUCUCGACCGAGUGUGUGGUAGGUUCUCACUACCUGCGUGUGUAUUUUUUAAGCUUGUCAGUUUGUCUUUGAGUUUCAGAGUUUUUCCCCUAUCUUGUUUCUUUUGUAUAUAGAAGUUUACCAAGUGGACUGUAGUGUUCUUUGUGCUUGUUGUUUUUGAAAUCCUUUCAAUCUGACAGUUAUGAUUUAAAAAGAAAAACCCACUUUCCAAAGAACAAACGCGAAGAGAGGACAGUCUGUGCGAACGUACUUAACGAGAAUAGUAUAUCGAGUAUCUGCACGUGUAGGAGGAUUAUCAGUUGCAUUUAAUUCAAGCCGUUACAGAAAGCCGUUGUCUCUGGAUGUGGAUGUGUUUUUCCCGAUGAAGAGCAUUCAUAUUACAGAGAAGUGCUGUAUAAUUGUACGCGACAGUUACGAAUCAUUUUAUCGGUCCUGAUGUAGAAAAGAUGAAGUAAUGAAGGUAUCAGGUAUAGUUAUUGUACGGAUUAGUAAGUUUGGCUCUGCGCCUGCAUUUACAAGAGAUUGCAGGCUAGCGAAUGUAUAGGUACAAUGGAAACGAUUUGCUAGUUGAGGUCCGCUACCAUAACCUCCUGAUGCGCGCUCUCCUUGAUAUACUUGUCAUGCCAAGUAUUGGGAGUAAUGCCGAACAGUAAUAUCUUAACAGAAAACACGUAAGAUUUUGAAGCGAAAUAACGUAAUAAUUGUAUGAAAUAUUAAUAAACGGUGAGCGACGCGUAGAACGGCGGGAUUCCUGUUUUGUUUUAUACACGCAACACAACCAAAGCUGACAGCGGAUGGCACGGAUUCGGACGCAAUCGGACUGGAGAGAAUUAACACAAACAUGGCUUCCAAAAUAUGAUGAUCCGUAAAGUAGAGCUAAGCAGUGGAAUUCAUCUUCCUUUAUAUAUUCUUAGAUCGCAAGUAAGAGUUGAAUUCGCGCAGUGUGUAAGGCUCUUGUUUUUAAAUUAUGAUUUUUCAACGUAUAUUAUGGCAUCAUAUGCGAUACUUUUAAACAUGCAACCGAUUGCAACGUUCGAAUAAGUGACGGAGAGAUAGGGAAACGCAGAGUAACAUAGUUUUCUAACCAGCAAAAAAGGGAUAACGAAAUAUCGGUAGAGAAAUAGUUGAAAAAUCGAAUGCCGUAAGUAGCGUCUCGAUCGCGCCGUAGUGUGUUAGUUUGUAAAUGAUGUCAGUAUCGCAUAAUACGAAUAACGUCCACAGCAUUUAAGCGCGCGAAUCAAUAAACAUACAUUGGAGAACA